AAACAUUUAUAGAAAAAUCAAGAGUGCUGCAACUGACGUGUACCUAAAUGAGAACUGCACUGAUCAAGAAAAUUGUUAAUCGUGUGACGUUUUCCAAGUUUGUUUUGCAAAAAAAAAAAAAGAUCAACUUUUAAAAAAUUAUACUUGUUUGUGUGUGUCGUGUUGUGAAAAUACAUCAUUAAAACGAUGGAGCAAUCUAAAUAUCGAAUAUUUGUCUGUAAUCUCAAUCCGAUCACCUCAGAUAACGAAUUCGUAUCGUAUUUUCAAUCCAAAUGCGGUGGUGUUGAGGAAGGAUCAAGAAUCAUACGUGAUUCCAAUGGCCGUUCCAAGGGAUACGGUUACGUUAAUCUUGCCCAUUUGAUGCACGUCAAUCAAGUGCUUUCUGAAAAAUGUCACAUAAUUAAUGGCAGCAGAGUCGUUUGUAAAAUUUCAUCUCCCAGAAAAAAGAACGAAAAUGUUAUCAACCAUAAUAAAACACCAAAGCAUCUGAGGACAAUAUAUUAUAUUGGCAAUUUGGAUCCCAACACGACGUUGAGACAAAUGAAGGAUUAUUUCUCAUAUUUCGGAGCGAUGGAACAUGCAUAUAUCGUAUCAGAUGAAAACAACAGAUCUUUAGGUUAUGGUUUUGUUGAAUUUCAAAAGGUUUCAGCUGUUAAUUCGGUACAGGAACUAAGACCUCAUAUUAUCCACGACAACGCAAUCACCACAUCUAGAUGUUAUCCUAGAGAUGCCUCCAUUCACUUGAAGAAACCGUCCACCGUUCUUUACGUUUCAAAUUACAAAUACAUCGACGAGGACGAUAUCGAAGAAUAUUUCACUCAAUUUGGAGACAUCGCUUUUGUAUCUCGCAAAGUAAAAUAUCCGCAGGAUACUAAAUUCAUGGAAAUACAUUUCGUCGAUUAUGACGCCGUUGACGUAAUCUGUUUGGCUGGUAAUCAUACGAUCAAUGAUCAGACAAUCACAGUUUCGAAAUAUUGGGGAAAUAAUUUGGCAACAAGCUCGCAAAAAAUCCAAACAGGAGUUCAGUCGCAAGCACAUCCUUCAACAUCAAAUGCUCCUCAGAACUCAGGAUACAUUCAUCAGCAUGCUAAUAACGCUCAUUUUGUAAACCAACAACAGCCUUCGUAUCAAUCUAGGCAACAGCAUGAUCAUUACUCUCAGCAUCAAAGAGGACCUGAAAGAAAUGAUGAAGACUGCGUUAUUCUAUGAUACUUAGAGGCGAGGUGGACAGACAAAUACCUACCUUUUCCAGUUGAUAUUGAAUUUUUGUAAUCCUUGUUUCGACCUUCACUUCAUAUGUAUUUACCUACGCAAACAAACUUAAAUGUACAUACCGUUUUUUUCAACCUAAUAUUUGUAUUACAUACUCGUAUAUCCAUUUUAAUUAACUGUAGUAGGUACCUACAUAAUACAUACAAUACCGUAUCA
Molecule: messenger RNA, 1428 nt
Organism: Planococcus citri (citrus mealybug)
Lineage: Eukaryota; Metazoa; Arthropoda; Insecta; Hemiptera; Pseudococcidae
Product: ribonucleoprotein RB97D-like
Exons: 8
Coding region: 187-1209 (340 amino acids)
Molecular function (GO): RNA binding
Source: RefSeq, a predicted model, not a curated record